Molecule: messenger RNA, 3896 nt
Organism: Macroventuria anomochaeta
Lineage: Eukaryota; Fungi; Ascomycota; Dothideomycetes; Pleosporales; Didymellaceae
Exons: 1
Coding region: 278-3811 (1177 amino acids)
Biological process (GO): transmembrane transport
Source: RefSeq, a predicted model, not a curated record
UCUGCUGACCCCGUGUUUUAUGCAGAGCAGGCCAUCCCCGUCUUGCGUGCGACCAGCCCUCAACACUGCCUGCGAAAGUUCUAUUGCUACCCGCGCCCCCCAGCACCGAUCACUAUCCUGAUCGACAUCCCUACGUUCGCAAUACCACAUCACACGAGUACCUUCGCGCAUACGACACUACGAGCGAGGGUCAACCGAUCGCUGUGGCCCACUGCACGACGCAACAUCGUCAAGAGAUAGUGUAGGCUUUGAACAUGAAGGGGAACUGCAGGCGAUAAUGGCAGUCACGACACAGCGCAGAGCCGCACCAAUGAUCCACGGUGGCAGACAACUCCGGAUACCCUCCCACGAGCACACACAUCCACCACCACGACCACGGCAGAGACAACGUACGAUGCCUCUACUGCGCACACUACCAACCGUCCUCUUCUUCCUCGUCCUCGCCUCGUUCCUUCCGCGCGCAAACGCCGUAUUCAUCGACUUUGAGAGCUGCUUGAACAAGCUGUUCCUUGACAAUGAUGUGCCCUUCCUUCAGUUCACGCCUAUGUACGUUUGGGCGGCGUUCGACACCCACAACCCAACACACAACCUGAAUGUAACGGUUUACGGAAAUGUGUCAGGUCAAUCUGAUAGGGGCACAUUGCCUUCUCCUUCUGAUACGAGUAAAUGGGACAACCCCAACAGCACGUUAUUUGGAAAAAUCGAAGACGUUGACAAGCUUUCCAACCACUACACCACGCUAUUCUCCGACUUCAGGACACUCACCUACUCGUCAUGGACUCCGACGGGUGUCCAGUUCUGCGCGAAUGUCUUGAAUACCACCGUCUCGGAUUGUCCAAUGGCGCCAGCUUUCAACGCCAAUGCGAGCGAUCCAUACAGUUUGCCAGGCUUCACUGUAGCACACGACUUCCACAGCACAUAUGCCUUCUCCACUUGGGCGUUGGAGCUGCGCAUUGUGUCCGGCGAUCAGAGGGCGUAUACCUUGGGAUGCGUGUCUGCGAACAUCACUCCGGAUCUGGGGAAGAGGUUGUCCGAUGCAGUCUGUUAUAUGCCGGCUGCUGUGCUUAUACUUGUGGGUGUAGCGACCGUCUUUGCAGCCACGUGCAGCCCAUGGGGAACCUCGAACAUCUUUCGUUGGACUAGCAACUAUGGCCGUGACGAGGAUCUUUUGCGCCUUGUUACUCCUGGAUUCGGUGAUUGUCUGCAGUACAUCCAGUUCAUCGUUCUGGCGGGCAGUCUGAGCUUGAACUACCCUGGCUUCUUUCAGCCGGCGAUCAGCCAGGCCAGUUGGUCUGUCCUCUUAUUCAACGAGAGCUUCGUAAGCAAAGGCAACGGCUCGCAGAGUCUCGAUGAUGGCAUCUACAUUGUUAACGGUACCUAUGGGCUGACUCGUCUCGGACAAUACGUGGGCAUGACCAAGGAACGGGAUAUGUGGGCUUGCAUGGCCAUCUUCCUCCUUGUCCUCAUUGCCAUCGUCAUCGUUUUGACACAGGUUGGCUUUGUUGGACGUUGGCUCAUGCGUAUGCUCACCAAUACCCAAGAUGGUGACCUCACUGGCAAGAACUGGUCGUUUACCGCCGGCAACAUUGUUCGUAUCGUCUUCAACUUCUUUAUGUUGCCAAUCAUUGCACUAUCCCUGUUCCAACUGGUCGUGGCCCCGCGAUCACCUGGUUCUGUAGUCGGCGCUGCCGCUGUGCUUCUCAUUGGAGUCAUGGGAAUAGCAUUCUGGAUCUUUUGGCUCAUCUUCACCACGCGACCGCGCGCUCACCUUUUCGACGACCUACCAACUGUCUUGACGUACGGGCCGUUGUACAACACAUACUCUGAUGACGCCGCACCAUUUGCUUUCAUCCCUGUGUUGCUUACCAUCAUACGAGGCAUUGCCAUAGGAGCUAUUCAGCCCUCAGGUAUUGCCCAGAUUGUCAUGCUCGCUAUCUGCGAGGUAAUUCUAAUCCUAACUCUACAUGCUUUCCGGCCGUUCCAAUCGAACACAUCGAUGAACGCCUACCACACCUUCUUCUCGGCCGUCCGACUCAUUUGCAUCCUCCUCUCGGUAGCGUUUGUACCCACUCUUGGGGUCGCAGAGUCCUCGAAAGGCUGGAUCGGUUACGCCAUCCUGCUUCUACACGCCGUUGUUCUGAUCUUUGGCUUCUUCCUCAAUGCUCUGCAGACCAUUGUUGAGGUCAUUGCGAGAUUGUCGGGUGCUGGUGCAGAUACUAGAGGAGGCCUCACUAAGGUUUUCGGCAAACGUCAACUUUCGAAGCGAGUAAACCAUCGACAGCAACGCAGCAGUCUCAACUCGAACGCGGCGAUGCUUGUCAAUGACGAGAACAAGAACAUCCAGCUUAUGGACAGCCGGUCACGCAGUUUGUCUGCCAGCUCUGCCGUGCUUCUCAGUCAGCCAUAUGAUAGGGACGAGCAGCGUCGGAGCGGAGGGUUCGACUUCAGUUCUGGCGAAGGCAACAGUCCGGGUACGCCAGGAGUCAACGCGAUGCCUUUCAAUUUCCUGGGCGGUAGCUCUGGCCAGAGCUCUCGAAGGCCAACGAUGGGAACACAAUUGGACACAGCGGAUCCAUAUUACAGGCCACCGCGCGUGCGCACAAACACCAUGGAUUCGGUGGGGCCGGGUGCACGUGGUCGAGGAGCACCACCGCCAGGAAGCGCAGACAUUGUUGAUGCGCCAUACUCGGACCAAAUGGACAUCGAAGCCGCUCACGAUGCAGGCGAAGGCCCCUCGCGCGCGUCACCAGCGUACCUGCGCAUGAACCGGGAGAAUGACUCUGAUCCGAAUCUCGAACGCCGCAACAACACAGACUAUUCAGUGCGAGAGUCUGACUUCUACUACGGUCUCCGUGGACCCGCACUAUCAUCACAACCCAGCCGAAAGUUGAAGACUGGACCCGCUGAUCCGAUGAGCCCAGUGUCAUCAGCGACAGGCUGGUUCAAGAACCUCAACCUGCUGGGCGGCGGUCGCAAGAAGGAAAAGAGCAAGGGCUUCGAGGUGGUCAGAAGCACAAGAAUGCCGCCCCAAAUGAUGGCAGUAGAAGAGCAAGAAGAGCACGAGCAGUCGCCUCGGCCAACACAAGAGCCUUAUCGCGAUCACCCCGAUUCACCCGAAUCAAAGAAGAGCCAAAAGAGUCCACCGCGGGCUGUUGCACCAGCUGGAGUACUAGCUGGCGAAAGCAGAAGAUCACCGUCGAGUGACAGCGAGUCGGACUUUAGCGACGAAGGCGACGAAGAGCCUUUCGCAUACGAUUCAAAUCGCGUGUCUGAGAUACCACCCAUGCUGGGACCUAUCGAGACUGGUGGCGGCAUCGAGCUUCCCAGUAGGGUAGGGUCGCGCGUCUCCCGCACAUCAAGACGAGGGCAACCCGGCGGCCGGGCACCGAUAUUACCAAGAAGGAGCUCUCGACGUACGGCAUCGACAGAAGCCGCUAUUCUCGAGAACAACGCACGACUAUCAAGGAUAAUGGACUCUCCGCCCAUGCCGCAAAGCAACCAGCAUCUGCAACCUACAGGUGGCACACUACCUAUCCGCUUGCCGUUCGGUUCCACAGACCCUUCGCCUGAGCGAUCACCUGGCCACUCAGCAGCUUCGAGCGCGUACCGUCAAGCACUCGCUCCACCGCCUGUCCUAGGUGGAAAUGGGAUGGUGAGCACAGGCUACGUACAAGGCCACAGGACGCAGGACAGCUUCCACAGUGAUGGCUAUGACGGCGCCGACGUGGAAGCGAGGGCCGAGAUCGUAGGCCGCAGUCAGAGCGGCAGCACACAGAUGAGCGGACAGAGUCGAAGAUCAAGACCACUCUGAUCUCGUCUUUCUUCUUGCACACUUCUUUGAGCUAACGCUGUGCUGUGUAGUGUAGUGUAGUGUAGUGUAGUGUAGUGUGUGGACA